AUAAUAAGCCCAUAUAUCAAAACUAUAGACUAAUAAAACAGAGCAAAUUGGGAAUUUAGGGCAAAAUUGCUCAAACAUUUUUUCCAAGAAGAAGAUUGAAUAUAAAUUCUCAUCUGAUUAUCACAAAUCCUAAUCGCAGUUGUGCAUCGUUGGAUUGGCUUGUACUUAUUGAAAUUUCUAGGAAUUGUAUUAGCAACUCUCCAUAUUAUUUCUUUGUUGAUUCAACUUGUAUACGCCAACAAUAAAUAAAAUUCGAAGGCUUAUAUACACCAAUUAUUUGGUAUUACCAAAUUACUGGUACUAAACCGAACUUUGAAAGUUUGGUCUUUGGUAUAUACUUUCAGUUACCAAUUACAGAAUUAUCGAAACCAAACUUUGGAAAUACUUAACCAAGAAGUGGUUAGCUGUCCAGGCAGCUCUCUUUCAUGUCCUCAUUGGUCGUCCAACCCCUAACCUUAAUUCCCUCCUUAUUAUCUCCAUCCACGAGCUGAUAAAUUCCACAAAGUCUCAAUGGCUUCAAAACUCUCUUCUCGUUUAGCUUCUCGUCUAGCCUCCCAUUUCCUUCGUUCUGCCGUCACCGGUGCUGCUGCCACUACCACCUCUGCUCUAUCCAAAUCUCACCCUUUGAUUUCAGUUUUCCACCACCAGUCACAGCCCUUAGUAUUUCCCCAUUUCAAUACCAACCAAACUGUUUUCACCCUAAGAUCCUUUUCCACACUCUCUCGGCCUGCACGAUCCCACCGUUCAGCUCGACCUGAUAUCGCAGCCAAAGCCCGGCAACUCCAAACCCGCCGUCUGUGGACCUAUGCCAUCACAUUCAGCUGCAUAGCAGGAUUCAUAGUAAUAGUCCUUAACCAAUUCCAAGAUCAACUUGUAUUCUAUUUAACCCCUACAGAUGCUCUAGCAAAACACGCUGAAAAUCCUUCAAGAUCCAAAUUUCGACUCGGUGGACUAGUACUAGAAAAUAGUGUAACACCAAUACCCAAUUCCCCAGAAAUGGAAUUUGUGAUAACUGAUUUGAUUACUGAUAUUUUGGUUAAGUACGACGGGUCGUUACCAGAUCUUUUUCGUGAAGGGCAUUCCGUUGUAGUAGAAGGGUUUAUAAAGCCAUUUACUGAAGAGAUGAAGAAGAAAGAAAACGAAAUCUUGAGUGAGAAAAAGUUACAGCUAACUGAGAAGGCGAGAAGUGGGGACUGUUAUUUUGCAGCUACUGAAGUGUUGGCUAAACACGAUGAGAAGUAUAUGCCUCCUGAAGUUGCAGCUGCGCUUGAAAAGAAUAAGCAGUUGCUUAUUCAGAUGGAAGGGAAGGAGGAAGUGAGUGAUGAUGCAACACCUCCCGCUACAGCGAGAGCGUAAGGCUCAACCAACUAUAGAGUAUGGUAAAAAUUCUAUUGAUUAUUUUCCCGAAAUGACAAGAGUUUUGUUAAAUUUCAAUUAUGAUUAUGCUAUUGAAGGAAGUUAGAAAAAACGAAGGGAUAUAUAGUUUGUUUACUGAGGUUAUACAAUGAAUUUUGUUGUCAUAGAUUUUACCAACCCUGAGGAAUGGGGUUACAGUUUCAAAAUUUUGGAAUAUUUAGUGAAUAAAUGACAGUAAUUAUUUUUUAUGACAUUGGAUGCUUGUAAUUCUAUGUGUACACUCAAUAUAGAGGUCAUUGGAGAAAGAAAUAGAGAAUAAAUCACUUCCGAGUU
Molecule: messenger RNA, 1689 nt
Organism: Solanum pennellii
Lineage: Eukaryota; Viridiplantae; Streptophyta; Magnoliopsida; Solanales; Solanaceae
Product: cytochrome c-type biogenesis protein CcmE homolog, mitochondrial-like
Exons: 2
Coding region: 511-1356 (281 amino acids)
Biological process (GO): cytochrome complex assembly; protein-heme linkage
Cellular component (GO): plasma membrane
Molecular function (GO): heme binding
Source: RefSeq, a predicted model, not a curated record